AGUACAUGUGUACUGUCCAAGGGCCUCUCUCAGCUGACCACACCAUUUUUUUGCCUUAUUUGCAGAGUUGCCUUAAUGUCCUCCCCAUCCAUGAGCAAGCCUGGACUGACACUAAAGCAGCAUUUUCCUCCUCAUUCCAAUACCUCAGGCAACCUCAAGGUGUAUAAAAGCUGCUAUGCUUCCCACUCAUUACCUUGGUGAUGGAAUCAAGUGACCAGUAAUGGAGGAGGAAGCACACCCUUUUCUGUCUAAUCUCAAGUCAGCCUCUUCUGCUACCAUUCUGCUAUUUUAUCCCUAGACAGCUACCAACAAUUUGGCAUGUGAAAUGACAAGAAAAGUAUUUGGUGUGUAUUCUUGCCAAGAAACUACAUGGAAGGGUCAAUAUGGUCGCCAAGUUUGAAGCACAACUUGAAGAUCAAUGAUCCUGAUCCUGGACUUUGGAUAGUUGUGUACUCUGUGCCAGCAAGUCUUUCACUGGUUGUCAGCCUUAAUCCACCAAUCACAGAUAACAUUGUGUGGAAGAGUAUAUCAGAUCUACAUUCAGCUGCUUGUGUUGUGGGUUCUGCUAUAUUAGGAUACUCCUUGGUUACUAGUGCUCAGAAUAACAUCUUGCAUGAGGAAGAAGGCAGGGAGUUAUUUGGUCUGGUGAUUGUCACAGCCUGGAUGAACCUUUGCCGCAAUUCAGCCAAAAAUUCCCUGCGUGGAUUUCACUUGGCUUUUGCAAUUUUCCUCUCUCUUUCUCCUUUUCUAAUGUGGUUGUACAUCUAUGUGAAUACAGAAAUGCGAGCAUCGUGGCCAUCUCACUGUAAAACCGUUAUUUAAAAGGAUGGAAAGCAUCAAGCAGUGUCAAUAUUCAGAGCUUGACUCUUCACUGAUGCCAAAAAAAACGGAUAAGGCAAAUUACUUCCCACAAAGUCCAGUUUAUCUACAGUGCCCCUGAAGACUGAAAAUCCAGAGGCAAUUGAAAGUUGAAUUAUCUGGAUUAUGACCAGAUAACUAAGGCUAGUCGGUUCAUUAUUUCCACUAUAUUAAUUGUGUGUUCUUGAUACAUGCAAGGGGUUGGACUGAAUAAAAUGAAAGUGCUUCUGUGG
This is a messenger RNA of Candoia aspera, 1091 nucleotides long. It is a transcript of the gene TMEM220, whose product is annotated as transmembrane protein 220. Lineage: Eukaryota; Metazoa; Chordata; Lepidosauria; Squamata; Candoiidae. The transcript has 6 exons. The record is from RefSeq and is a predicted model, not a curated record. The coding region runs from base 370 to 822 and encodes 150 amino acids.